CACUGCGGUCAACGAUUCGGCAAACCCUUCCUGUUCCACGUUUGCAUUGGAGCGGCUAGGUAGUAGGCUAGUAGGAAUAGCUGUAGUAAUAACUAUGAAGUACGGUGGCUUCGACGGCUAGAAAGAAAUAAGAUCAGAAUAAACGGAUGACAGCGAAAUGAUAUGUUGUUAUCAGAUUGGAUUGGGAGGAGUAGUUUCAACCGCAAAACCUUCUGUUUUCAGAGCAGAGCAUCCCAUGGCUCCUGGUCUUUCUUCCGACCGUUCAAUCUCCGGUGGUGGGGCCCUGUCUCCCCGUCGUGAUCUCGUUUUCGUCGUUAAUCCCCGAGGUGCUAAUGGAAGAACGGGUAAGGAAUGGAAAAAGUUGCUUCCAUAUCUUAGGUCUCGACUCGAUGCGGAUUGUAAUAUAUGUGAAUCCUUGACUUCUGGUCCUUCUCAUGCGAUUGACAUAACAAGGGAGGCUAUAAGGGAGGGUGCUGAUGCUGUAAUUGCAGUUGGAGGAGAUGGAACUCUUCAUGAGGUUGUUAACGGAUUCUUUUGGGCUGGAAAAACUGUAAGCAGUCACAAUAGAGAGUCUGCUCAUUCAACUGCUCUUGGUGUCAUCCCCUUAGGCACUGGAUCUGAUUUUGCAAGAACAUUUGGUUGGAAAAAUGAUCCUCACGAAGCCAUUGAACGCAUAGUCAAAGGGAUUAGAUCACGGAUUGAUGUCGGAGUUAUUAGUGGAGAAAGCGGAGAAUCCCAUUACUUCUUAAAUGUUGCUGACAUUCAUUUGAGUGCAAAGGCAGGGUAUUAUGCUUCAAGAUAUAAGAGAUUUGGAAACUUAUGCUAUGUAAUUGGUGCUUUGCAAGCUUUUAUGGGGCACAAAAACCAGGACCUUAAAAUCAAGGUCAAUGAGGGUGAGUGGCAAGAGUAUUCCCAAGUGACUGCCCUUUGCAUUGGAAACGCAAAAUACUUUGGUGGUGGCAUGAAAAUUACCCCAAAUGCUGACCCUCACAAUGGGAACUUUGAGGUUGUGAUUCUUCAGGACUUCAAGUGGUAUGACUUUAUUCUGAAGUUGCAUAAACUGUACAGUGGGACACAUUUAUCCGUGAAAAAUGUAACUUCGAGAAGUGUACAUUCUAUUGAAGUGGAGGACAUUUCAGGCAGUGGCAGCAUUUUUGUUCAAUCUGAUGGAGAGCAUUUAGGAUUCCUUCCCAGGAAGUUCUGUAUUUUACCUGCUGCAAUUGAGAUGAUAUACUAAGCAGGGAUAAACAUAUGACCACCUGAAGUGAUUUUGACUAUUUGAGACCGAUUUUGACCAAUUCACCCAUUUUGUGUAUCAAUAAACAAACACUAAUAUAACUUUUUCAAAUCUAUAAAUUUUAGACUCAUGAAUUUGUUAAAUUAAUUUCAGUUUAUUACAAUUUUCCCCUAAGAUAUUUGAAACAACAAUUUAUCUCUUAUAGUUACAGUUAUGUUGGUGUUUCUAUCAUCUGAUUAAUAUUAAUUUGUUAAAUUAAAUAGGAAUAUAGAUUCCCCGGGGGGUUGGAAUUGUUAUGUAU
Molecule: messenger RNA, 1538 nt
Organism: Pistacia vera
Lineage: Eukaryota; Viridiplantae; Streptophyta; Magnoliopsida; Sapindales; Anacardiaceae
Product: sphingoid long-chain bases kinase 2, mitochondrial
Exons: 12
Coding region: 158-1237 (359 amino acids)
Biological process (GO): protein insertion into mitochondrial inner membrane; phosphorylation; phospholipid biosynthetic process
Cellular component (GO): TIM22 mitochondrial import inner membrane insertion complex
Molecular function (GO): ATP binding; kinase activity
Source: RefSeq, a predicted model, not a curated record